AAGAAUUCCACGACCCAGUCGUUGCUCUCUCUUUAUCUCCCCGGAAAAUCAAUUUUUGAUUGCUCACAACGAAAGGCUCAAGUUUCUUUUGCUUCUUCUUCCCUUCUGACAAUCCGAGCAAAAUCUCAGCUUCAGCAGCAAUCUCUCGUCGUGGGUUCUUUUUACUUUCCCCCCAGCCAUUUGCCCAAGCUCUGGGUCAAAGAGAAGGAAAAAAAAAGAGCUGGAAAAUUCAAUCCGCCGUGCUUCCACUUUCAGCUUUGUACACCAGGGUGUUUAUCAAAACAGCUCCCUUUCACACCAGCAACUUCUUUCCUUUUGGUUUCUUGGCGAAAGCUGGGUAGCCAUUCCAGUCUGCUGCGUUUUCCCCCAUCCGGGUUCUGCUGUUCCCUAACGUUUAACGGGGCUCUGGGUUUCUCCAUAUGGGGAUUUGCUGGUCGUCUUGGUCUUCUUCACCCACUACUCCUACACCCACCUCCACUCGUCUUAGUUCAGGUGGCGUGUCUCAAACAGUUAGCAAUGGAACGUCAUCGGGGAGCGGCAAAACGAAUUCUUCAAAGGGCAGCAACAUCUCUGGCAACAGCCAGUUUUCUGCUGCCAGUGGCGAUGACUCAUUUUCAAAUCCAAAUGGACAGAUCUUGCCCACCCCAAACUUGAGGAUCUUCUCCUUCGCAGAGCUUAAGCUGUCCACCAAGAAUUUCAGGUCUGAUACAGUGCUUGGAGAGGGAGGGUUUGGUAAAGUUUAUAAAGGUUGGCUCGACGAGAAGAAGACGGGCAAGAGUGGAAGUGGAACUGUGAUUGCUGUCAAGAAAUUGAAUUCUGAGAGCUUGCAAGGGCUUGAAGAAUGGCAGGAACUGCACUUUCUGAGUAAUGUCUUCCAUUUGAAUGAGCCUGUUUUACUUUCGUCUAAUCUGAUGGAGAAAGCAAUGAAGCUUCUAAAUGGCAAUGCCAAGUCCGAAAUAAACUUCUUGGGAAGGCUUUCGCACCCAAACCUAGUGAGGCUAUUAGGGUACUGCUUGGAGGAUAAUGAGCUCCUCCUCGUGUAUGAAUUCAUGCAGAAGGGCAGCUUGGAAAACCAUCUAUUUGGAAGGGGUGCAGCUGUUCAACCACUUGCAUGGGAAAUAAGAUUGAAGAUUGCGAUAGGAGCAGCUAGGGGACUUGCCUUCUUGCAUACACCAGACAAGAAAGUAAUCUACAGAGACUUUAAAGCGUCAAAUAUAUUGCUCGAUGGAUCUUACACAGCCAAGAUAUCGGAUUUUGGGUUGGCGAAGUUUGGUCCAUCGGCUAGUCAAUCGCAUGUGACAACCCGUGUCAUGGGCACAUACGGGUAUGCUGCCCCUGAGUAUGUUGCCACAGGUCAUCUAUACGUGAAGAGUGAUGUGUAUGGUUUCGGUGUAGUCUUGGUUGAGAUCUUGACGGGGCUAAGGGCGCUUGACACGAAUCGGCCAAGCGGGAGGCAUAACCUGGUGGACUGGAUCAAGCCUUAUUUAAAUGACAAGAGGAAGCUGAAAAGCACCAUGGAUUCUAACUUGGAAGGCAAGUACCCUUCGAAAGCUGCAUUCAGGAUAGCACAACUUGCCCUAACUUGUCUGGAAUCGGAACCAAAGAAUCGACCAUCCAUGAGUGAAGUUGUGGAGACUCUGGAAAGGAUCGCAUCGAGCAACGAGAGGACACUUGAGCCCCGAAACCGCGCAAACAACCGCCGCCCUGUCAGCAGCCGAAGGCAUGGUCAGCAGCAACCCUUGCAGUAUCGUUCUCCACUGCAUCCACAGCCUGACGGUGGCCAGAGUCACCGAAAUUCUCCUCGAGUGCGAUGAAGUUUGCCUGAUUCUUUUUUUGAGGUUAAUGUAAACAUGUCCUGUUAUUGUUUGUUGUGACGGAGAGUUUUAUCAAAAUGGAGCUAGACGAAAAUUGGAGUGGUGUAUCAUGUAUGUAUCUAAGUGUAGAAGGUUUGUAUUUUUGUGGUAUGAACUGGUAGAAAUAUUGGUGUGAGUGGAGAACCGGAGAUCCACUUCCUAUUUAGCUGGGAUGUCCGGGAUCCUCUUGUCUGCGUUGUCAUUGUUUUUCUUCUGUCUAGGAUAAGCCUGUGAAUAUCUCUUCCUCCUCCCCCCUUUUCUUAAAAAUCAAAAUGGUAAUGAAACAUUGAAAUGGCUUUGUUCGCACAGAAAAUAAUGGUGGCAAGUUUGUUUC
Messenger RNA from Linum tenue, 2187 nucleotides. Lineage: Eukaryota; Viridiplantae; Streptophyta; Magnoliopsida; Malpighiales; Linaceae. The record is from the annotation of a GenBank genome assembly.